AUGUCUCUCGCCCAGAUCGAUCCUUUUUCUGCUUUACAACAACAUCGGCUGGCGAUUUCAACUGGGGAUUUGGAAUGGCCUUCUUGUCCGCCCCCUCCUCUGCCCCCAAAAGCACCACCGUUACCAGUACUGGUUCAGAAACCGGUAGAAACCACUUUCUGGGAUGGAACCAUGAUCGCCCGUCCUCGCACGCCCAUCGAGACUUUACAAAAGCAGGCCGAGGCUAGACUCACUGCCCUAGAAGUAGAGGCCCGCAAGAAUUUUUUUGGCCCCCUUGUGGCACAUUUACCACAUUCAGAGAAGGACUGGACCGCGUCCAGUGGCAUGUUGGCGGCCGGCAGUCGUUGUAUUAUCCCUGCCGCGGGCUGCUCUGGCCUUCCUAUCAGACACGACAACAUAUUCUUCUUGUAUAGCCGCUUGGGUCGUCAUCUAUGGACGAAAGCCCACAUCAAACAUGAGGAGGAAAAGCGACGGGAGUCUGAGGGUGUACCUUUGCCGUCUCAGGAGGAGGAGCAGGAGCCUGAGUUUGUUAUGUAUCGAACCAUGGACAUCAAGUUCCUCGAUCCUCCCACUCCUACGUCCUCGUCAUAG
Messenger RNA from Fusarium poae, 591 nucleotides. RefSeq lists its product as uncharacterized. The transcript is spliced from 3 exons. The record is from RefSeq and is a predicted model, not a curated record. The coding region runs from base 1 to 591 and encodes 196 amino acids. NCBI's taxonomy places the organism in Eukaryota, Fungi, Ascomycota, Sordariomycetes, Hypocreales, Nectriaceae.